AUGGACGUAGUAGUAUCCAUGUUUGCAGUGCACAAGUUGUUGUUGUUCUUGCGCUUAUCUCUUUCAGGCAAAAGUAAUAACACUUUUGAUGACAGUGACGUCUCUAGUAUUGAUGAGCCGUAUGCAGAUUCAGGUUCCAGUUACGUUCCUUUUGAUAUGGAAGAUUCAUCAAGUGAAAAAAGUACAAUUGAAAAUGAAAUUGUAUUGGUGACUGAUGAGAAUUUACAAAGCAAGUUUCAGUCUAACGAUAUUGCGAAUCCUGGAAAAAUUCUAAGAAGUAUGAAACGUGGUGCUCGCCGAAAAUUGGCAGAUAAAAGUCAGUGGCAACGUAAUAUAAAAAAAAAUUACAAAAUAGUGAACGUGUUGAAAUUGAAAAUUAAGGUUAAUAAUUCUUGGAGAAACAGAGAGCGGUCAAAUUGA
Molecule: messenger RNA, 420 nt
Organism: Diabrotica balteata
Lineage: Eukaryota; Metazoa; Arthropoda; Insecta; Coleoptera; Chrysomelidae
Source: the annotation of a GenBank genome assembly